CGCGAGAUCCGGGCAACUGAGCGCUCGGGGCCUUUUCAAAUCGGGAUCCGUUACCGCUUUCCCGGCAGCCGCCAUUGUAGCGCUCGGAGCCCCUCAGCUCAGGCGGCCGUGGCGGAGGCGGAGGCAGCGGCAGCGGGAUGGCGGACGCCGACAAGCCCGAGGUGCUCGGGGCCGCUGGCGACGACAGUCCGCAUCAGCAGCCAGCGGAGCAGCCGGGCGAGCCGCGGCGAGAACCGCACCCGCCGGAGCCAGAGAAGCAGCCGCCGCAGCACAGCAGCAGCUCCAAUGGCGUUAAAAUGGAAAAUGAUGAAUCAGUCAAAGAAGAUAAAUCUGAAUUAAAAGAAAAAUCUUCAGGAAAUAAGAAGGCCAAUAGAUUUCAUCCUUAUUCAAAAGAUAAGAAUUCAGGCACUGGAGAAAAGAAGGGUCCAAAUCGAAACAGAGUUUUCAUUAGCAACAUCCCAUAUGAUAUGAAAUGGCAAGCUAUUAAAGAUCUAAUGAGAGAAAAAGUCGGUGAGGUUACAUACGUGGAGCUCUUUAAGGAUGCGGAAGGAAAAUCAAGGGGUUGUGGUGUUGUUGAAUUCAAAGAUGAAGAAUUCGUAAAGAAAGCGCUAGAAACUAUGAACAAAUAUGAUCUUAGUGGAAGACCCCUGAAUAUUAAAGAGGACCCUGAUGGAGAAAAUGCUCGUAGGGCAUUGCAACGAACAGGAGGAUCAUUUCCAGGAGGACAUGUACCCGAUAUGGGAUCGGGGUUGAUGAAUUUACCACCUUCCAUUCUCAAUAAUCCAAACAUUCCUCCUGAGGUUAUCAGUAAUUUGCAGGCUGGUAGACUUGGUUCCACAAUUUUUGUUGCUAAUCUUGACUUCAAAGUUGGUUGGAAGAAGCUAAAGGAGGUGUUCAGCAUAGCUGGAACUGUAAAACGGGCAGAUAUUAAAGAAGACAAAGAUGGCAAGAGCAGAGGAAUGGGCACAGUCACUUUUGAACAAGCAAUUGAAGCAGUUCAAGCAAUUUCUAUGUUCAAUGGGCAGUUUUUGUUUGAUAGACCUAUGCAUGUGAAAAUGGAUGACAAGUCUGUCCCUCAUGAAGACUACCGCUCACAUGAUAGUAAAACACCACAGUUACCACGUGGUCUUGGAGGCAUUGGAAUGGGACUUGGUCCAGGUGGACAGCCUAUUAGUGCCAGCCAGUUGAAUAUAGGUGGUGUAAUGGGAAAUUUAGGCCCAAGUGGUAUGGGAAUGGAUGGUCCAGGUUUUGGAGGAAUGAAUAGAAUUGGAGGAGGAAUUGGGUUUGGUGGUCUGGAAGCAAUGAAUAGCAUGGGAGGAUUUGGAGGAGUUGGCCGAAUGGGAGAGCUGUACCGUGGUGCGAUGACUAGUAGCAUGGAGAGAGAUUUUGGACGUGGUGAUAUUGGAUUAAAUCGAGGCUUUGGAGAUUCCUUUGGUAGACUUGGCAGUGCAAUGAUUGCAGGAAGAAUAGGAGCUUCUAACAUGGGUCCAGUAGGAUCUGGAAUAAGUGGUGGCAUGGGUGGCAUGAACAGUGUGACUGGAGGAAUGGGGAUGGGACUAGACCGGAUGAGCUCCAGCUUUGAUAGGAUGGGACCAGGUAUAGGAGCUAUACUGGAAAGGAGCAUCGAUAUGGAUCGAGGAUUUCUAUCCGGUCCAAUGGGAAGCGGAAUGAGAGACAGAAUAGGCUCCAAAGGCAACCAGAUAUUUGUCAGAAAUCUGCCUUUUGACUUGACUUGGCAGAAACUAAAAGAGAAAUUCAGUCAGUGUGGUCAUGUAAUGUUUGCAGAAAUAAAAAUGGAGAAUGGAAAGUCAAAAGGCUGUGGAACAGUCAGAUUUGACUCCCCAGAAUCAGCUGAAAAAGCAUGCAGAAUAAUGAAUGGCAUAAAAAUCAGUGGCAGAGAAAUCGAUGUUCGCUUGGAUCGUAAUGCGUAAUUUUAAACCGCGGUUGGAACAUUCUUACAUCUGUUUUGCUGAAUCUCCUAGAAAAAGUCAUUUUUUUUUAGUAAUACUGUAUGCUUACAAAAGCUGUAAAAAUGAACUUUUAAAACUCCCACCAGCUUUUAACAGUAUAGUGUUAAAUAUACUGUGGUUUUUGUUAAUCUCAAGUUUGGGUUUUUAAAGACAGCAAGUUGGUCAUUCAGUUUAAAUGAAUGGUUAUACUGUUUUUAAUGAAAUAAGCCAUUUUUCUUGUUGUUACUUUCAGUACUACAUAGUGGGAUUUGUCCAAGUUUCCUCAACUUUUAUCAACUUACUGUAAGGUAAAACAGAUGGUUUUUUCAAAACUUCCAUUUUAUAUAUGUAAUUGUCCUUGAAAAGAAAGGGCUCAGACAAAUUAGGAUGUGAUUUUGGGUUGGUUUUAAAUUACUUUUCUUUGGUGAUGAAGAAUUACUGUAAGUAAGUUUUAGAUUCUAAAGUUCAGGAUAUUUUUUAUUUGACUUAAAUGAAGAAAUGGAGUUUUCCUGCUCUUCCUUCUCCCAUCAUCCACGUUUUCCACAUAACCCUAUUAAUAUCAACCUCCACAGCCCCUUAUUUUAUUAUUUCCGAUGAUUCCAAGUUCAUAUAGAACCGAUAAUGUGGUAAUCCCCAAGUAUAAUAAUAGGCAGACUACUCCCAGCUUUCUGUCUAGUUUCCAGCCAUUGAAGUGAACUGCUGAAAAAAGGAAAAUAAUAGAAAUGUUGAGAGAGAUGGUUAUGUAAGUUAGUCCUCUGCUGUUCACUUCUACAGGAGCUGAUGCAUUUAUAAAUGCAGUUUUAAUAAACCAUGGAACACCUAGGCACAGCAUAUCAAACACAUUGGAUCCCACGAUGUUAGACAUAGCCAUAUCUCCUUUGCCUGCAAAAAAAAACAAAACAAAAAAAAGCAUGUUGUUAAAAUGUGCACACCAAUGCUGUAUUUUUAUUAAUAAGCUUCAUAAAAAAACACUGGAAAUUUUUUUUGUUUGUUGGUUUUGGAAAAUUGUUAUUAGAACAAAAGUCUUACUGAAUUUGUAUUUUUUAAUUUUGGGGGGGUUAGUAUUUAAAGUCUUAACAUUUAUUUAAUAAUAAUUAUCUUUAUUUAUUAAACCAUUUUUCAAUAAGGUCUGUA
Messenger RNA from Acinonyx jubatus (cheetah), 3083 nucleotides. It is a transcript of the gene MYEF2, whose product is annotated as myelin expression factor 2. Gene Ontology annotation, biological process: regulation of mRNA stability involved in response to oxidative stress. Gene Ontology annotation, cellular component: nucleus; cytoplasm; post-mRNA release spliceosomal complex. The record is from RefSeq and is a predicted model, not a curated record. Gene Ontology annotation, molecular function: mRNA binding. The transcript is spliced from 17 exons. The coding region runs from base 138 to 1931 and encodes 597 amino acids. Lineage: Eukaryota; Metazoa; Chordata; Mammalia; Carnivora; Felidae.